CUGGUGUAAUGAAAGGGAGAGGCACCGUGACUGUAGAAUUUGGCAAGAAUCCAUGCGCAUGGAUGUAAAACUAUGCAAUGAACAGGGGCACAAUUGUUAUUUUCCCUUUCAGCUAGAGGCUUGCUUAAGAGGGGGGCAGUAUUUCCCACUUUCGCUGCUACAGAGCACCCAGUCUGUGUUGUUUCAAGCAAUCGGGCGCGCGCUGUUGAGGGGGUAAUUGAGCUGCAGAUUUUCUCAGCACGCUCACGGAACGUGUCUAUCUGCGCGAGAACGUGUGUGACUGAGUGGUGGCAAAUGGCUGCCAGAGAAAGUGAGAAAGACAACAACAAAUGAAUCCUUGAGAGAAGACGAAAACAGUGAGGAAGAGGAUGGUGAGCAGCCAGCCGAAGUAUGAGCUGAUCCAGGAGGUGGGGCGUGGCAGCUACGGCGUGGUGUACGAGGCGGUGGUGAAACGCACCGGAGCUCGGAUGGCCGUUAAGAAGAUCCGCUGCCACAGCCCAGAGAAUGUAGAGCUGGCCCUCAGGGAAUUCUGGGCCCUGAGCAGUAUCCAGAGCCAGCACCCCAACGUCAUCCACCUAGAGGAGUGUGUCCUGCAGAGAGAUGACCUGGCUCAGAGGAUGAGCCACGGGUCCAGCUCCCCACUAUACCUAGAGCUGGUGGAGACAUCUCUGAAGGGAGAGAUAACCUUUGACCCAUGCUGUGCCUACUACCUGUGGUUUGUCAUGGACUUCUGUGACGGAGGAGACAUGAACGCUUACCUGUUGUCCCGUAAACCCAGCCGCAAGACCAACACCAGCUUCAUGCUGCAGUUAGGAAGCGCCCUGGCCUUCCUCCACCGAAACCAGAUCAUCCACCGAGACCUGAAGCCUGACAACAUCCUCAUCUCCCAGGGAAGGACCUUGGCGGGAACACCCGAGCCCACCCUGAAGGUUGCCGACUUCGGCCUGUCCAAGGUCUGCUCCACAUCGGGUCUUAACCCUGAGGAACCAGCAUCUGUCAACAAGUGUUUCCUUUCCAUGGCGUGUGGCACAGACUUCUACAUGGCUCCAGAGGUGUGGGAGGGCCACUACACGGCUAAAGCAGACAUCUUUGCCCUGGGCAUCAUCAUCUGGGCCAUGGUGGAGCGGAUCACGUUCGUGGACGUGGAGACCCAGAAGGAGCUCCUGGGAAGCUACGUGCAGCAGGGGGAGGAGAUCGUGCCCCUGGGGGAGGCGCUCCUGGAGAACCCCAAGAUGGAGCUGCUGAUCCCGGCAAGGAUGAAGAGCAUGAAUGCCGGCAUGAAACAGCUGAUCAGGGAGAUGCUGUCGUUCAACCCUCAGGAGAGGCCUGACGCCUUUGAACUGGAGCUCCGACUGGUCAGGAUCGCCUGCAGAGAGCUCGACUGGGACACGUGAUAAUGGGGGUGGAUAGGAGGAGAGAGGACCAUGGGACUUGUAGUCACAGCGUCAAGCACAUGUAUCUAGGUCUAAUUCACCACUGUUAGCUCUGGUGGCGGAGGCCACACAAUGGGAGUUUUUUUCUUUUCAAGGGAACAAUUCAAAGUUUGCAAAGAUUUUGGCUUUGCAGUUGGAUAUUGGAUCGGAUGUACUGGUAAACCUAGCUCAACAGGUUGACAGCCAGUCUGUUUGUUUUGAAUGUUAACAUAGCAAGGCUGUCCAUAAGCACAUUCAGCUGUCUGUCUCUCAGAAGGAGAGGUGUUGCUAGCUACCCCACUGCUACUGGUUUAGGCUAACCUGUUAGAAGUUGACUCUGUAGUUUGCCUACAAAUGCCACCCCAGACUCUGUGCUAAUAAUCAUACUAAGGAUGCAAUUUAUGAUACAGGGAGACUGCAUCUUGUUAUGAUAUGGAUGCAAUUAUAAACAAAGGUCCAAUUUAUACAAACACCUCAGUGAUCGUAAACUGUGCACGGCUGGUUUUACCAGUAUUCUGUGACCACACCCUGCUCCUCCCUAUCAACUGACACGCAAGCGCACACUUCCCACUGCUCAGGUAAAAACUAAGAUAUACUGUUGGUUGGGAUUUGUAGACAAACAGCUGUUUUUGAAGAGAGCAACAUGACAUAUCACAGAGGCCUGUGUAUUCUGGGCUCGCCCUGAGCCAAUUAUGGGAAUUAGGCUAGUGACACAGUCUUGGUAUGCCAGCCCAGUGCAGAAGUAACUUAACAACUCCCAGCCCAGUGCAGACAACCUAACAAUGCCCAGCCCAGCGCAGACAUGACCUAACAACCCCAGUCAGCCAGUGUCAUGAUUGGCCCGGAAUGAAAAUAAUUUGAGAAAUAGAAUGGAGUAUUUGGAAUGUAAUUAACUUAAGUCACAUAACUUAAAGGCCAGAGACAACAAGCUGCUUAUUCUAAAUGCAUAAGGGAAUGUGUUCCUGCCCGAAACUAACAUCAAUGUAUUUAGCUGAAGAGCCAGUGUUCUGCUUGUAUUAUUAUAAUAUAGAGCUUGAAUUUAGACUUGCAUUCGCACAAUUGAAGGCCAGUUCAGUUCCGAAUGAAACCUGUCUGAACGGUAUGGUUAGGGGUUCGACUUCGGUGGCAAUCACUUGACGACAAAUGCACUUUUAUUUAGUUUUCCUUUAUAAUAACUUACCCUGCUAUUAUCUAUCACCUUGAGAAGGCUGGAUAUGGUGUGAUGACUCCAAACAGUGUUUACUAGGGGCCUGGGAGGACGUAUUGUCAAACAGCAAACAAGUAGUCUAAUUAUGCAUGCAAUGCCUCUCUCACACACACACCCCGGUGUAUUGUCAGCAAACAGAAAGUCUACUUAUGCAUGCAAUGCCUCACACCUUCAGAGAGGAAGAGAGCGCGAGGGGAGACACCAGCAGCACAGCACACACUACUCCCUGAGCCCAGAGGAUCUAUAGUUUGACACACAAUACCGUUUGUUUAACCUUCUCUCAUAUAUAUAUAUAUAUAUAUAUAUAACACAGUUAACAAACUAUAGUUUUGGCA
Molecule: messenger RNA, 2954 nt
Organism: Coregonus clupeaformis (lake whitefish)
Lineage: Eukaryota; Metazoa; Chordata; Actinopteri; Salmoniformes; Salmonidae
Product: serine/threonine-protein kinase pdik1l
Exons: 3
Coding region: 369-1394 (341 amino acids)
Biological process (GO): autophagosome organization; peptidyl-serine phosphorylation; autophagy
Cellular component (GO): autophagosome; cytoplasm
Molecular function (GO): ATP binding; protein serine/threonine kinase activity
Source: RefSeq, a predicted model, not a curated record